AUGGACCUUGAUAAAUCAGUAGCUAGCAUUACUCCUGCCCAGACCCGAGUUGAUAUCCUAGCAGAGUCUCUUCCAUACCUACAAAAGUUUCGAGGGAAAACCAUAGUGGUCAAGUAUGGUGGGGCAGCAAUGAAAUCUGAGUCACUUCAAGCAUCAGUAAUCAAUGACCUUGUACUUCUAUCAUGUGUAGGUAUUCGCCCUAUUUUUGUCCACGGGGGUGGUCCUGAAAUCAACCAAUGGCUUGACCGAAUUGGUCUCAAACCAAACUUUCUCAAUGGCCUUCGUGUGACUGAUGCAUCCACCAUGGAAAUAGUCACUAUGGUUCUUGUAGGGAAGGUCAAUAAACAAUUAGUCUCUCUCAUAAACAAGGCGGGGGCCACUGCUGUUGGGCUGUCCGGAUUGGAUGGCCGCCUCCUCACAGCACGUCCAUCUCCUAGAGCCGCUCAACUCGGUUUUGUGGGCGAGGUAGCUGUCGUGGACCCCACCGUUCUUCGGCCCUUAGUGGAAAGUAAUCACAUUCCUGUCAUUGCCUCAGUGGCAGCCGACGAGAAAGGACAGUCCUAUAACAUCAAUGCAGACACUGUGGCGGGGGAACUUGCAGCGGCUUUGGGUGCUGAAAAGCUUAUAUUGUUAACUGAUGUUGCAGGGAUUUUGGAAGAUAAAGAUGAUCCGAGUAGUUUAGUGAAGGAGAUUGACAUUGCCAAGGUAAGGAAGAUGGUUUCAGAAGGGAAGGUUGCUGGUGGGAUGAUCCCUAAAGUCAAUUGUUGUAUUAGGUCACUUGCUCAGGGAGUUAGAACAGCAAGUAUAAUCGACGGCAGGGUUCAACAUUCCCUAUUGCUCGAAGUUUUGACUGAUCAAGGGGCUGGAACCAUGAUCACUGGUUGAUGUUUAUCUUCUCUUUUCAUUUUUUUUAUCUUCUUUGUACCUUUCCUUUUGUUUCUUCCCUACACUUGGAGGAGCAAUAAUGGCAAGCAAUGGUGCAUGUGAUACGAUGCGAGUCUUCCUGUUGGCUGUUGGCUGUUGGUUAGUAAUUUUUAGUAAUGUACUGGAGUAUGUAGAAUGCAAUUUUGAUGCUGAAUAACAGUAGUUUGUAGCUGGA
Messenger RNA from Spinacia oleracea (spinach), 1099 nucleotides. RefSeq names its product acetylglutamate kinase, chloroplastic. NCBI's taxonomy places the organism in Eukaryota, Viridiplantae, Streptophyta, Magnoliopsida, Caryophyllales, Amaranthaceae. The transcript has a single exon. Gene Ontology annotation, biological process: L-arginine biosynthetic process. The record is from RefSeq and is a predicted model, not a curated record. The coding region runs from base 1 to 885 and encodes 294 amino acids. Gene Ontology annotation, cellular component: chloroplast thylakoid; cytoplasm. Gene Ontology annotation, molecular function: ATP binding; acetylglutamate kinase activity.